GGCACUAGCAAGCACUACCAAAACUCAAGCGCCGCCGUACACCGCCGCUGGGCAGGUUGAGAGCCGCUUCGCGCGCCGGUUUACCCCAGCCAUAGUACAGAAGCCAGAGGAAGCGCAAACGCCGCUGAAAGAGAGUUACAAGAGGCAGAGACACUGCUCCUGCCCGCAAAGAAGAUGGCGCUGCGCGCGACCGUAAGGCGACUCGGCGACCUCAAGCCUGGCGUCCAGCCCCACCUCGAGAUCUGGUCAGCAGCUGCGUCCAUUCUUUCGCGCUGCCUUCGACUCACCGCACCUUGAUCGUCGCUGCUCUACUAACGAGGCGUCCACCCACGCCGCCGGCGCGACCCUACGACACGCAGGUGGAAGAAGAAGCCCAAGGACGGCGUCAUCGACGGCAUGGUCACGCGGACGAUCAGCCCCUUCGAGCUCCAGCCCAUUCGAAGCCUCUGGGACCAGUACGCGCCGGGCAACUUCCUCAACAACUUCCCGUCGCUCUGGGACAUCGGGCCGGGCAUCGUCGUCCUCGUGGGCACGGUCGCGUGGGCGGACUGGUACUUCGAGGUCCUCGGGCGGCACCACCGCGACUAGACUCCCCUAUAUCCUAAGUUUGACUGAUAC
Pelagomonas calceolata is the source of this 618-nucleotide messenger RNA. Lineage: Eukaryota; Pelagophyceae; Pelagomonadales; Pelagomonadaceae. The record is from the annotation of a GenBank genome assembly.